GCGCCAAAGCAAACUCUUAGUAGAACUUGAGUCUCCGCGUAAACAUGAAACCCAUCGUUUUCCUCCUCCUGGCGACCUUCUUCGGCGGCUCCACCCAGCAAGGAGUCCGCUUCUACGUCAUCCGCCAGUGGAAGUACAUCAACUUCACCUGGCCCAACGAAGACGCCCUCAAGACCGCCACCGCCAAGGGGCUCUACGUCCCGGAGAACGUCGUCGUCUCGGGGGUGAAGUACCACGACGACUUCUUCUACGUGACGCUCCCGAGGAUGAAGGAGGGGGUCCCGGCCACGCUGACGCGCAUUCCCGCGGGACAAGUCCAGGACUACGCGCCCGACCUGGAGCCGUUUCCCUCCUGGGAGAUGAACGACGUGGAGGACUGCAUGAAUUUGCAGAACGUGCAGAACGUGGAGAUCGACGCCAAGGGGCAGAUGUGGAUCAUUGAUGGGGGGAGAGUGCAGACGUUGACGAAGCCGGUGGUGAAGUGCCCGCCGAAGUUGGUUAUUUACGAUGUGAAGGGGAUGAGUGUUAAAGAAGUGCAUCAGUUCCCGGAGGAGGUGGCGUCGAGGAACGGGAGCUUCCUGUACGACCUGGUGGUGGACAACACGGACGAGGGGUUUGCGUAUAUCACGGAUAACAGCGCGCACGAUCCAGGUUUGAUCGUCUACUCGGUCAAGGAAAACCGCUCUUGGAAAAUUCGCGACACAAAAACCAUGAGCGCCGACCCAUCGGCCAUCAACUUCAGCGUCAACGAAAUACCCAUAAACACACCCAUCAACAUCGCGGCCAUCGCCCUGGGCCCCAAGAUCCACACCAGCAACGAAAAAGUCGUCGUCAACGAAGACCGCGAAGUCUACUACUGCCCCCUCUCCAGCCUCCACUUGUACUCCAUCAACACCACGGUCCUCCGCAACGAAAACCUGGCCAAAACGAACCUCGAAACCUCCAUCAAAGACAUCGGGUUAAAACCGUCCCAAACUGUCGGAAUGGUGAUGGACAACCAGGGAAUCCUGUACUACAGUCUUUUGGGGAACAACGCUAUUGGUCGGUGGGACAGCCACACGCCCUUCCAAUCCGGGCAAAGACUGAUAGCACGUGACCCGAAGUACCUCGAGUGGCCGAAUUCCUUCACGUUCGACAAGAACGGGAACUUGACGGUACUCACGAACGGGUUGAAUCGGUUCAUUUUCGACAAAAUGAACUUGAACGAGUACAACUUCAGGCUGAUUUCGGCGUUUGUGGGUGGUACGAGUUACUUGUAUGAUGAUAAGUUCAACUACGAUUUGAGUACAGAGGGGAGUAGUACUUCGUCCAGUACUAUGAGGAGUACUAGUGCGGAGCCGACGCCUGGACAUGAACAUCAACAUGAACAUGAACAUCAACAUGAACACGAACAUGAUCACAUGCCGACGAGUACGGAUACAGUGACGACUACCGAGCGUUCAGGCACCUCUAGAUUUGUAGUUAGUUUUGUAGUUUUAGUUCUAAGUUUUUGUAUUGUUUUGUGAAUGAGAUGACAAGUUCGGGGAUCGUGGAAGCGGGUACUUGCUCAAAAUGAUGCGGAUGAAGUUGGCCAGUGUACUUAAGUCAUUUUGAGAGGGGAUGUUACAUAGAUUUUUAUAAAAUGUUAAUAAUUUAAUAAAAAUUUAGAUGUGUGUUUUAAUUGUAGGAGUCUGUGUUAUUAGUCAUAAAUGAGUAUUCUGUUUGUUACCAAAGUUGCAAUAGGAUUUUAUUGUUCAAAAUAUAAACAGUGUGUGAGUU
Messenger RNA from Zophobas morio, 1758 nucleotides. RefSeq names its product protein yellow-like (gene Y-1). The record is from RefSeq and is a predicted model, not a curated record. The coding region runs from base 45 to 1505 and encodes 486 amino acids. Gene Ontology annotation, cellular component: extracellular region. NCBI's taxonomy places the organism in Eukaryota, Metazoa, Arthropoda, Insecta, Coleoptera, Tenebrionidae. The transcript has 2 exons.